GUGUCAGAAUGAACUACAUCCAACAUGGCGGCUCUGCUGCUGCUGCUGCUUCCAGGCCUCAGUGCUGCUGCCACUGCAAGGUGCUUCUGGGAAAUGGAGUCCGCAGUGUCAAGGAGCUCAAACAGGAGGGCCAGUCAGGACCAGGAUCCAGUGUGGUGUUCUGCAGUCCAAACUGCUCUGCCCUCUACAAACCUGACGUCCAGAGCAGAACACCUGGAAACAAGGUUGCGGCGCCCGUCAUGUUGCCUGGAUCUGAGAAGCCCCCUCCCAGCAAAGUGCAGCAUCAGUACACCAGCAACAUGUCCUCCAUCACUGUCCACUCCCUCCUCCAGACUCCUCCCACAUCCUCCUCCUCCCCCCCUCUCUCCUUCCCCCCUGCCUCUGCCAUCACCAUGGAGACCAGGCCCCGCAUGGACAGCCUCAAGGUGAAGGUGAAGUUAAAGCCCCGCCCCCGAGCAGUCACAGUUGGAGAGGACUCGCUGUCAUCUCGGCACCUGAAGAGGAUGAAGAGCUGCCGCUGGAGACGCUGGAGCAUUAGCAUCACAUUCAGCAGGGGACCAUGUAACCCGAAUGAGGCGGUUUCCAUGCCAACAGAGGAGGAAGUUGAUGUGCUCUUAACAAAGCUGGGGGUGUGUCUGCGUCCUGAUCCUUUACCCAAAGACCAGCGGAGGUGUUGUUUCUGUAACCAGCAGGGAGACGGACUGACAGACGGCCCUGCCCGCCUCCUCAACCUGGACCUGGACCUGUGG
Molecule: messenger RNA, 749 nt
Organism: Labrus bergylta (ballan wrasse)
Lineage: Eukaryota; Metazoa; Chordata; Actinopteri; Labriformes; Labridae
Source: RefSeq, a predicted model, not a curated record